Paramecium primaurelia is the source of this 171-nucleotide messenger RNA. Lineage: Eukaryota; Ciliophora; Oligohymenophorea; Peniculida; Parameciidae. The record is from the annotation of a GenBank genome assembly.
UGUUUGCCUUUCAAUUUAAUCCAUGUUAUCAAGUGCUACAAAAAAAGUGAUGAUUAAUGUUAUUAUUAUCAGAUGAAACCUCCAAAUGAUGCAGAGUUUGUAAAGAGAGCAGCAGGCAGAGGUCCAAAGAGUUUUCUUUGGAGUUACCAUGAUGAAAAAUGCUGAAGAUGU